CCCGAGCCCCGACCGGCGGCGCAAAGCUCCCGGGCAGCUUCCGGGCCGACUGCCGACCGCGGGUGCAGAGUGCGGCUGUGCCCAGUAUCCCAUCCCCGCGCCCCCAGCGCGCUCCGGAGAGAACGGGACGAUGCCCGGGGCUGGGGACCGAGGAAAAGCCCUGGCGAGAUGGCUGGGCGCUGGGCUUUUGGGUCUCCUGAUCCCGAUGUCCCUGUCGCUGGAGGUGUCUGUGGGAAAGGCCACCGUCAUCUACGCUGUCAACGGCACAGAGAUCCUACUGCCCUGCACUUUCUCCAGCUGCAUUGGCUUCGAGGACCUCCGAUUCUGGUGGACCUACAACAACAGUGACAGUCCUAUCAUAGAAGGGACUGUGAAGAAUGAGAAGUCUGACCCCAAGGUGACGUUGAAAGAGAAUGAUCGCAUCACUCUGGAGGGCACCACCAAGGAGAAGAAGAACAACAUUUCCAUCCUGCUGAGGGACCUGCAGUUCAGCGAUGGCGGCAGAUACACCUGCCACGUGAAGAACCCCAAGGAGAAUAAUCUCGAGCACAACGCCACCAUCAUCCUCCAAGUCGUGGAUGAACUGGAAGAAGUGGACAACACGGUGACACUCAUCAUCCUGGCUGUCGUGGGCGGGGUCAUCGGGCUCCUCAUCCUCAUCAUGCUCCUCAAGAAGCUUAUCACCUUCAUCCUCAAGAAGACUCAGGAGAAGAAGAAGGAGUGUCUCGUGAGUUCCUCAGGGAACGACAACACAGAGAAUGGGCUGCCCGGCUCCAAGGCGGAAGAGAAACCACCCACCAAAGUGUGAGCCCCUGCUUCGGGCCAAGCAGCCGCGGGGAACCUCCCUUUCUGAUGAAGCUGACGCUUGAGCCCCGACCGUAGAACUCACGUGCCUGAGACACCUGCUGCUUGGCUCAAACUGUAGUCUUUCUGCGCAGGAGAAGCUGGGGUCCUGCCCAGCCCACCCGCUCCUGUCCAGCUUGCCCACCCCAUCCCCAGCCAGAGCUCCCCAGGGACAAGGGAUGGCCAGGGGAGGGGGCCUGUGGAAGGUUCAGGAAAAAGUAAGGAGGUGCUGAGGCAGUGUGGAGGGGCUGGUCCCCAACACCUGGAUAGAUGUGGUCCCCUUCAGUCUCCCCGCCCUGUACCUUGUACAAGCAGGACCUUGGUCAAGAGGGAAGUGGGGGACCUGUGAGGGCUGCCCCAAGAGCUGGGCCCUCUUGGGGUGAAGGAAGAGCUGUGUGUGGCUCCCUUUGGAGGGGACAGUGGGCUGGAGGACUCUGGAAGAGACCUGGGGCAGGGGGCUGCUGGCAGGAAGGCCCCCACCGUUCCCCAAGUGGGGAAUUUCCCUUUUCCUCUGCCCCAGGGGGCCCGUCAGCCUUGUCCCAGGCUCCCCAGCCUGCCCCCUGCUCAGAGUUUUUAAGCCCUCCCAACCGGGCUGGCCACCUCAGUCUUGAGGGGUCUCGGCCCACCUAGCCUGCUCAUCUGCUUUCUGGCUUAUUGAGGGGCUCAUGCGGGGGUCCCUGAGCCUUCCUGGAGCGCUGGAGCACUACCUACGCCUUUCCUGUCAUUUCUCCUUGGGGAAUCGGGCUGCAGAGGUAGCGAGCCAGUGUCCUGGGCCUCUCUGCCUGGGAUGCCCACCCCAGCCCCGCCAAUGCUGGCAGCCCUCUCCUGGGCAUGGCAGGACCAUUGCCACUCCUGGGCACUCCCAGCCCAGCUCUCCCCUGCUCUUCCCGUCCUCUGUAACAGCAGGUGGCAUCCUCUUGCUUGAGAGGUUGCGCUGUCAAACCUGCCAUUGGCUGGCCGCUCCCAAGCCCUCCCUUCCACCCUCUCCCCUGCCCUGGGCCUGCCUUCCCCUCAGGGACCCUCUUCCUUUGGAUGAAAGAGCCCUCGGGUUUCCCAGCUGCUUCCUGCUCAGCUGAGCCACCCCCUUCCGCCCUGGGCUUGUGGGGAGCAGGGAGAGGGCGCCCACGGUGUACCUUUGUGUACCUCUGCUUUCCCGGGAACUGGUUUGCACACCCCUGUGUGUGGGGCUAGACUGUGCCUUAGCUCCUGACCCCCAGCUCUUACCCUGCCUGCUCCCCCAGGCCCUCUGUGUGGCACAGCAGCAGUCUGGUGUGGCACUGGCCAGGGUGCCCUGCCCUCCCCUCCCCGAGGUCAUGGAGGGGCCAUGAGGCUGGAGUCGCGUUGCCGACGGCCCCUUGGCCAGUGACUGAGUCUUGGAGACAUCUGCCAGUGCUCCUACAGGGGUCCCAGGCAGGGGGUGUGAUGCUGGAAUGGGAUCUCCUGGUGGGCCCUGGCGAGAUUGCCUGUGGGGCGGAGGUGGUGAGGCCGGGGAUGGCAGGGGGCGUGGUACAGGGCGCUGCACCAUCUGCUCCCGCUCCCUUGCUCCCUUAUCAAAUUUCUGCCACUCUAGUCUCUGGGCCCCGAGGAGGGACAGGAGGGGAGCAGCUCUCUUUUCCAGAGGGUAUUGGGACUGCCUCAGGGCUCUGCCUGUCAAGCAAGCUUCCCCGAGGGAGAGGUGGGGGAGACUGAGGAACAGCAGCACCUGCAGGGGGCCCAAGGCGGUGCCCAGUGUCCCUUAGCCAACCUGAUGGGCUCACAGGGUCCCCUCUGACCUGCCUCUGCCCCUCCUGUCCUUCUCCACCCAAGCCCCCCGGGCUGGGCUUCAGACUUUCCUGGCUUUGGGGCAGACACACCAGAGCCGUAGCCGCUCAGAAAACUUCUAGCUGCCUUCAUGCAAAACUGCUUUCUUCUCCCUCUCCAACGUCAGCAUUUGAAGAGGCAGAGCACCUUGGGACUCAUCUUACUGUCUUGAGAGGAAGCCAAGGCUACGGACUGGGGAGAGGAGGGACACCAUCCUCCUGCCUCUCCUGGGUCUGCCGCUGACUUCUCGGCGGGUCACGUCGCUUCUCUGGGCUCAGCUCUUUCCAUCUAGCAAAUGGGUGUCGUAAUACUUACCUACCUCACAGGGCUGUUGUGAGGCUCGGCAAGUUUUGUCUAAAAAAUAUUUUUUGGCUUGGCAAGAGAUCUGGGAAGCCGGGUGUUAUAACCGGAGGAAUUGUUCCAGGUCUGUCCUGUCCUCAUCUCUGUUGCAUCCCUACAACACACACAGACUCUCUCUCUCUUUCUGUCCCACCCUCUUGGAAUUAUUUAGUCUUCAUAAUAUUAGAAACCUUGUUUCUGAUGCUUAAAGCCUCCUGUCCGUGGCUCUUGUUUGGUGGUAUUCCGCAGAGGUGACUGAGACUGCAAGGGAACAUUUUUGGUUGCCCCAGUGCCUGGAGGCACUACUGGCAUUUAGUGGGUGGGGACUGAGAGUGCUAAACUUAGUCCCCACAACACAGGAUGGUCCUGUCCCAAUGCCAGCAUUACACCCAUGGAAAAACACUAGCGUGGAUUGUGCUAGGAUGUAUAUGGGCAAAGCCAUCUUUCCCAAACAGCCCCUCAGUGCGUGCAAGUCUCCGAUGGUGGCCUCCAGGGCUGGUGAGGGUGUUUCCUGGGCUUGUGGGCUAGAGAGAGCCAUUUACAAAGUAGAUCUUGGGAGACCUGGGUGCAUGUAACUGCACUGCUGGUGAUGCCAGUGAGACCAAAGACCAGGUUCCGAUCUCUCUGUCCUUGACCACAACAUGCGCUGUCAGCAUUCCAGGUUUGGGGUUUCUCCCCGUGUAGGAAUUGGGCAGAAGGCAGCCAGAGUCAACUUGCCAUGCUAGAGAGGCCUGGGCAGGCAGCGAUGGGGCUCAGACUUUACGUAUGUCUGGCUAACAACUUCUGUGGAGUGAGGAGGGCAGGAGCAUGCUCCUGAGAUGCAGGAGGCAAGGUGUGCUUGUGUGGCGCUUGUGUGGCGAGGACGUGGAGUGUGUGUGUGGAAGUGCACGUGGCGGCGUGACUGUGGAGUGGGUGGGCUGUGCAUGCAAUGGGUGAUGCGUGAUUGGGGGGACUCUAGACGUUUCAGGAGCCAUCUUUCCUGGCCUCAGCUAUACCUGUUGGGGCACCUGGAGACUGAGGAAGGACAAGACACAGAGGGGAAGACCGGCUGUGCUGUUGGAUUCCAUCACUCCAUGACUCCAUCUCACUGUUCCAGACAGCUGCCAGCGGAAGGCCGGGGGGAAGGAGAGCCAGGAGGGGGGACUUCUCAGGAAACUCCUGUAGCUUGCUUCACUUUGCUUUGUCCCAGGUUGGAGUCCUGCCCUUCCACCUCCCACCUGACAUGCAGUGCUUUCAACUAUCUUAUGCAUGGUUUAUUCCUCUGGCUUGGAAUGACAACAAUACCCAUAGUCAAUUUUCCUAUACAACAAUAGAUCAGGUGAUGCAGCAAUGGGCCUUGGGAGGCCUCAGGUGUGCAGGUACCUCUGGGAGGCACAGACAUACACACCCCCAGCACUGAUUUGUGUUCAAGCACAGAAUGGAUAUGAUGAGACUAUUUUGCCUCUACAACGUGUUUUGCAUUGUAGAAUUGUAUUUAGCUUUGCCUUGGAUGAAAUAAAAAUUAUGUUUA
Molecule: messenger RNA, 4492 nt
Organism: Lemur catta (Ring-tailed lemur)
Lineage: Eukaryota; Metazoa; Chordata; Mammalia; Primates; Lemuridae
Gene: SCN4B
Product: sodium voltage-gated channel beta subunit 4
Exons: 5
Coding region: 131-808 (225 amino acids)
Biological process (GO): regulation of ventricular cardiac muscle cell membrane repolarization; cardiac muscle cell action potential involved in contraction; regulation of sodium ion transmembrane transporter activity
Cellular component (GO): voltage-gated sodium channel complex; membrane
Molecular function (GO): transmembrane transporter binding; sodium channel regulator activity
Source: RefSeq, a predicted model, not a curated record